Harmonia axyridis is the source of this 2593-nucleotide messenger RNA. Its product is annotated as proton channel OtopLc-like. NCBI's taxonomy places the organism in Eukaryota, Metazoa, Arthropoda, Insecta, Coleoptera, Coccinellidae. The record is from RefSeq and is a predicted model, not a curated record. Gene Ontology annotation, molecular function: proton channel activity. Gene Ontology annotation, cellular component: membrane. The transcript is spliced from 11 exons. Gene Ontology annotation, biological process: proton transmembrane transport. The coding region runs from base 234 to 2201 and encodes 655 amino acids.
CUCGUGCGUCCUUCAGGGUUUUCCCUGCGACAAAAAACAUCGACUUGUUAAAAACUUAAGUAAACGAACACCAGUGAUAUACACAGUUCUCGCAUAAUUCAGAUGUAAGAACGUUCAAUCUGUCGCUGUAUGGAAAUUAAAAUUAAAAACUUUAACCCCAAACCCAAGAGUUCGCCAGAAGUUUUGAUAAAAGGAAGAUUAGGAUAUCAAAAAGCAGGGGGGGACAGAAUAUAAUGAGCCAUUGUUUAAUGGAUACUCUCAGGGAGGAAAACAGUUCACCUACAAUUGAAAGACAAACAAUGAACUUUCUUGCUAUGGAACAACAUCAUCAUCACCGACUGACUGUAGACAAUGAGAGGCAAAGUUCUCUACCAACUUCCAGAAGACCUUCUGCGAUACUUGCUGCUCUUAGAAGACCGUCACAAGCAUUCACACUUUCAGCUGUACAUGCCUUAAUGAACCAGAGAAGAAAUAUGCUAGGACUUUUCAACAAUCACGGCAAUAGUCAAAACACAGUAGUUGACAAUGAGAAAGAAGAAGCAAUAAUGAACAGACAACAAGGAAACGAUGCCCUGACAACCAUCCUAUCAGCUUUCUACGCUAAGCUGCUCGUCGUAUUGGGAAUGGCUUUUCCAAUUACCGAAAUUUUAUCGAAAGAAGUGACAACCUCGUUUUAUCAAGGGUUUUAUCUCUAUCUAUAUCUGGGAAGUAUAAGUUUUCUGAUCGUUAUCUACACCACGGUGGCGAAGGAGAAAGCUGUCAAUUCUCUUCUUAGUUCGUAUCAAAACAGCGCAAAUGUGGACAACUUUCCCGUGAGAAAAAAUUCAAAUCAUUCUAAGAGAUACGGCAGUUUCUAUCUACGUUUAGGAGCAAUUGCAUUUGGUAUAGGCAGUAUGGUAUAUUCAGGACUAGAGUUCGUGAGAUACUUUGAAGCAAAACACUACACCAAUUGUGAAACCAACGUUUUUCAAGCUAUUACUCCAGCAGCAAGAACUCUGUUAACACUUCUGCAGAUGCAAUUUAUUUUUUUGAGCAGCAAGGAUUUGGAAUUGAGGAAGAUAAAGAAGCUGGCCAGGUUUGGAUUGAUGCACAUGAUUGCAACUGAUUUAUGUGAAUGGUUGUAUGUUCUAGUUGAAGAGACUAAACAUGAGAUGAUACAUUUGGCAGAGCAAUAUAACGACACAGAGACCUUGAUGCACGAGAAAUUCUGCCAGGAAGAAUUGGUCAUGGGAUCUCUUGUUAUGAAUUCCAGUCCAUUUCUGUUUCCUUGCACUAUUGAAUAUAGUCUUAUAUGCGCAGUUAUACUCUUCGAAAUGUGGAAGAAAAUGAGAGCAUUUCUGCCAAAAAAUGCAGAUGGAAGAUCCACAGAAAAGAACAACCAACCAAAGGAACAGAACAUUUAUUUUUUCGAUCACAUAGGAGGUAGACCUGUGAAUACUGAAAAUCACAUAACCGUAGACUGCAGCAGCGCCCAUAAAGGUCUUUUUGCUGGUAUCAUGGUUAUCGUUUUCACCAUAAUUUCUCUCAUAAUGUUUUUCGUUCUCACGCAAGAUAAGGUUAACUCAGAGGAAAUUAAAAGGAGAAGACAUAUUUUAGCUCAGAUUGAAGUGAACACGAUGGAAUUAGUUCUUUACCUUAUCACCAUCUUGGCAACCAUUGCUGCUAUGAUUAGGAUGAGGACAAUGAAAUAUGAGAGGAAACUGAAGGCUGAAGGUCAGGCUGGAAUUGGGCUGGACAACACUCUGCUGGUUGUUGCUCAGACUGGAGUUUUCAUAUACAGCAUGUUCUCCAUAAUAGGCAAUUGCUUCACUUCAAGAGGCUCAAUAACAGUCAGUUUACUGGCUGAGAUAUUCUCCUUUAUUCAAACCAGCCUUCAGACGAUUUUUGUGCUUGAUUCUUGGUGGAGGAGGUGCAGCACAACAGAACAAUGCCAGGAGAAGCCUGGCAGGGAACUGAUAACAUUCCUGAUAGUUUCAAAUAUGGCACUGUGGACCAUCAAUAGUUUGGAAAAGAACAAAGCUGAAUUCAAUCCAGACCAAAUAGCGUUCUUCGGAGACUGGGCUUGGACUAUAAUAACGCACAUUUCAAUGCCUCUAGCUAUAUUCUAUAGGUUUCAUUCGACGAUCUGUCUUUUUGAAAUUUGGAAAAACGCUUAUAAACUAAAGUCGAAUUUGAAUCCUCCUAUGAUAACCAUAAAUUAGAUGCAGAUUUCCCUCUUUUGAGAAAAUACGAAAGUCUGAAGCAUGAACAGUGAGCAUCACUUGGUGGAUCUCAAACAUAAGUAGAUUGUUUUGAAAUUCAAGAAAUUUAUUAUUCAUUUGAUAUUGAUUAUUUUAUUAUGAAAUAAUUCGAGUGCUCUGUUGGCUCGGGACUAUAUUUGAAAGCAGAAGUAACCAUAAUCUUUGUUAUCAGAAAAUCAUUCUUAACAAAGGUAUUAGUCCACAAAUAUUUUUUUGAUGUGGUAUAGGUCAAUUUAGAAAAGACAUUGUCUAUAAAAACAUCAUGUUUGUUGAUUGAUUAAUUGUAUUAAUACAGAAAAUUGAUUUUAAUCCCUCAAACAUUUAUAAAAACAUGAAUAUAACCUCAUAGACUG